Molecule: messenger RNA, 2233 nt
Organism: Lycium ferocissimum
Lineage: Eukaryota; Viridiplantae; Streptophyta; Magnoliopsida; Solanales; Solanaceae
Product: cytochrome f-like
Biological process (GO): photosynthesis
Cellular component (GO): chloroplast; thylakoid membrane
Molecular function (GO): heme binding; electron transfer activity; iron ion binding
Source: RefSeq, a predicted model, not a curated record
CAGGAAUUCCUAUAUAACUUAAGUGACACAGUAAAAGCUUUUUCUAUUCUUUUAUUAACUGAUUUAUGUAUCGGAUUCCAUUCACCCCACGGUUGGGAAUUAAUGAUUGGCUCUAUCUAUAAAGAUUUUGGAUUUGUUCAUAAUGAUCAAAUUAUAUCUGGUCUUGUUUCCACCUUUCCAGUCAUUCUCGAUACAAUUUUUAAAUAUUGGAUUUUCCGUUAUUUAAAUCGUCUGUCUCCGUCACUUGUAGUUAUUUAUCAUUCAAUGAAUGACUGAUAAAGGAUCCAUUGAUAUUAAUCUAAUCCAAUUAGAAUGCUUGGUACUUUGUAGUUGUACAUAAGCAAAGUAUUGAAAAUCGUAUUUACUCUUUCUAUUUCUAACCAUCGGGAAAAUUCAUCCUAUAUUAUUCCUAGAUUAUUCCAGCAAAUAGCAGAAUCGUGGCUAGGGAACUAUACUAGCGACCUACCCAAUUUAUUGUAGAAAUUUUCGCGAUCAAUGAUUGGACCAUGCAAACUAGAAAUGCUUUUUCUUGGCUAAAGAAACAGAUUACUCGAUCUAUUUCCGUAUCGCUCAUGAUAUAUAUCUUAACUCGGACAUCCAUUUCAAGUGCAUAUCCCGUUUUUGCACAGCAGGGUUAUGAAAAUCCACGAGAAGCGACUGGGCGUAUUGUAUGUGCCAAUUGCCAUUUAGCUAAUAAGCCCGUGGAGAUUGAGGUUCCACAAGCGGUACUUCCUGAUACUGUAUUUGAAGCAGUUGUUCGAAUUCCUUAUGAUAUGCAACUGAAACAGGUUCUUGCUAAUGGUAAAAAGGGGGGGUUGAACGUGGGGGCUGUUCUUAUUUUACCGGAGGGGUUUGAAUUAGCUCCUCCCGAUCGUAUUUCUCCCGAGAUGAAAGAAAAGAUUGGCAAUUUGUCUUUUCAGAACUAUCGCCCCAAUAAAAAAAAUAUUCUUGUGAUAGGCCCUGUCCCUGGUAAAAAAUAUAGUGAAAACCUUCCUAUUCUUUCCCCGGACCCUGCUACUAAGAAGGAUGCUUACUUCUUAAAAUAUCCUAUAUACGUAGGCGGGAACAGGGGAAGGGGUCAGAUUUAUCCCGACGGCAGCAAGAGUAACAAUACAGUUUAUAAUGCUACAGGAGCAGGUAUAGUAAGCAAAAUCAUACGAAAAGAAAAAGGGGGAUAUGAGAUAACCAUAACGGAUGCGUCGGAGGGACGUCAAGUGGUUGAUAUUAUCCCUCCAGGACCAGAACUUCUUGUUUCCGAGGGCGAAUCUAUCAAAUUUGAUCAACCAUUAACGAGUAAUCCUAAUGUAGGCGGAUUUGGUCAGGGAGAUGCAGAAAUAGUACUUCAAGAUCCAUUACGUGUCCAAGGACUUUUGUUCUUCUUGGCAUCUGUUAUUUUGGCACAAAUCUUUUUGGUUCUUAAAAAGAAACAGUUCGAGAAGGUUCAAUUGGCCGAAAUGAAUUUCUAGAUUCGCAGAUUUAUCGAUAUCAAGUUCGUAAAAAGAACCAAAUUCUUGUUGGCGAUUAUUUAUGAUCAAAAAAAUGAAAUUAUGAAAACUCCUUUGUCUUAUUUAUACUCUUCUUCAAAAUCUACAUACUAUGUGGUACAAGGGAUUCCCAGCAUCUCGUAGAAAAAGAGUAUGUAAUGUAGAAUUUGAAGAAGAGUAUUUGACUUUCAUUAUUUUGAUUUCGUUUUUUUUCAUUGGAGUAGUGUGACUAUGUUACUAUUGACAGAUUUCACUGCCAUAAGGCCAUAAGACGUAUCAAUAGUUUUCUAUUCUAAAUAGAAAGAAAGUCAAAUUUGUCUAAAUACUAGACAUAAGGAAGCGGGGGAUAAAUGCGGGGAACAAAAAAUUCUAGGAGGGAUUAUUUGUCUUCCUAGUCUUCGACACAAGAAAGGGGUGUAGAAAAAUCCUUUUUUCUUGUGUCGAAACGAAAGAGUAAUGAUUCUUGAUCCUGUUUGUUAAAAAUUCCUAGUCUUGGUUUCUAUUUUUCCAGAUGUAUCAGAAACCCUUUACCUUACCCCCUUACGUAUAAUAUACGACGUGGUGGACAAACAAAAAAAGAGAGGAAAUUUUAUUAAUUAAAUAAAACUUCUUCAAUCAACUUAUCUUAUACAAAAAUUGAUGAUGAAAUAUGAAAACAAUAAAAAAUAAAUAGAGUAAUGUAAUAGAGAGAGUAAGGUUCUACAUUAGAUUAGUAUAGAAAGGAUUUGCACGAUAUUUAAUAUAUUCUA